CCUCAGAUUCGGAUGCGUGUCACUUACUUUCAAGAACUCGAACCGCAGGGCGCCAGUUUUCGUUCUCGCAUGACUUGACCUGAGCGCUCCAGCUUAUAUUUGAAACGGUUCCCCCGCUGCACCCGGGGUCGUUUCAUUUCAGUUUCCCACUUCAUUCAUGAGAGAUAAGAAGAGUUUGCAGGCUUACACGUACCUAUACACAUCGAUAGCGACAUUCUGGACCUACGAUUAUGCUUGUUCACUUCAUCAGGAGUGGACGUUCCUGCUUCGGUCACGCUGGUCCAAGGUAAAAUGCCUUUAUAUCGCUACACGAUACGUGCCCUUUCUCCUCCUCGCCGGGAAUCUAUAUCUGAACUUCAUGCCAAACAAGAACUCUGAUACAUGCAAGAUGUUGAACAAUAUUUGCUCGUGUUUCAGUUUAAUAUCAGUCACUUGCUCUGAAUUCUUUUUCGUACUAAGAACAUAUGCGCUCUGGAACAAUCAUAGAUUUGUACUCGCAACCACGCUGACCGCCAUUGUCGCUGUCAUUGUAGCAUCGGUCAGCGUUUCCUUCGCCACUACUGCCACCGAAUCAUUUGCGACCAGCGUGGUACCGGGCAUCACAGGCUGCUACCAGAGCUCUGCUAGCGUCCACCUCUUCAUACCCUUCCUUCUCUUACUUUUGCUUGAACUCGUACUCAUGACCCUCACGCUCGUACGUGCUAUACAGAACUGGCGGACCACCAAGAGCCAUAUGUACGCCGUCCUGGUGAAGCACAACAUAUUCUACUAUGCAUGCGGUCUGUUUUUCUCGACGGUGAAUGUCCUCGCAACGCUGCUCCUCCAUUACGAUUACCACGUCAUGUUCCAAGAUUUACAGUUCUUCGUGCUCGCGAUCCUCGCCACGCGCAUGCACCGCCAUCUCUGGCAUAUCGACCGGCGCGUACACGCCUUUGUACUUAUUCCUAUGUCCGACAUGUAUUCUGCGGCCGGUACGACAUGAUGCCUUGUUGCCCGGCUCGUUCGGCGUCGUUCACGAAGUCUGGUGGAUGUGAACUUGAUUACAUUCUAGAUCCGCGGGCUCAUUGAAUGUCAUUUUUGGGGGGUCAUGAAGGAAAUAAGUUGCCUAGUACUUUUAUGCGAUUGUGCCUAGUCGAAUGGGAGGUUAUCCGGCUACUUACCUACGCAGCUACGGAUUUAGGUAUCAGACCUAAGUACGUGGACAAAUCAAUCGAAGCAAGCUAGUAUUUAUAUGGAUUGAAA
Suillus paluster is the source of this 1242-nucleotide messenger RNA. RefSeq lists its product as uncharacterized. Lineage: Eukaryota; Fungi; Basidiomycota; Agaricomycetes; Boletales; Suillaceae. The transcript is spliced from 16 exons. The coding region runs from base 158 to 982 and encodes 274 amino acids. The record is from RefSeq and is a predicted model, not a curated record.